AUGGCCUCUGUCAACGAUGGAAGCGUGCUCGAAUCACUAAUAUAUUACUGGGUCGUGUCCUAUUAUAAUUGGCUCUCCAAUUUAAACCACGAUACCCUUCAUAGACUACCACACAUGCUAGAUUUUCAGAAACACCCCAACAAGCAGCUGGGGUACAUUCUCGUGGACAACGGUGUACUGUACAACACGUUAGAAAGCGCAUACAAGCACAGAGCAGAGACUUACGGCGCUAAAAACGCUAAAUUUUCCGUAGAUGCAGUAACCUCAUCUAUCACUUUUCCAAUGGCUAAGGAGCCUAAUAUGCAAUUCUAUCAGGUUCUAAUCCAAGGAUCCGUCGAUAGUGGGCAUAAGGUCACGCCUUUUUCAUCUACUAUAACCCUUGGUGCCCAGUUGGUUUACACACAGCAAUACAGCUUUUACCCCGUGCAGGAAAUAUUUCAGCUCCUUGCAUAG
Messenger RNA from Giardia duodenalis, 453 nucleotides. RefSeq lists its product as uncharacterized. The coding region runs from base 1 to 453 and encodes 150 amino acids. The transcript has a single exon. The record is from RefSeq and is a predicted model, not a curated record. Lineage: Eukaryota; Fornicata; Diplomonadida; Hexamitidae.